Messenger RNA from Mollisia scopiformis, 528 nucleotides. RefSeq lists its product as uncharacterized. The record is from RefSeq and is a predicted model, not a curated record. Lineage: Eukaryota; Fungi; Ascomycota; Leotiomycetes; Helotiales; Mollisiaceae. The transcript has a single exon. The coding region runs from base 206 to 400 and encodes 64 amino acids.
GCCCACAGCCUCUUCUUCGUGGCACCUCGCACAGCACUAACCGGUAUCUGCAACCGACCGUCAGGGCUCUAACUCAGGUCGACGAGAUCCUGUCGUACAGUAAGUACUUCGUAAGUUUAACCUCAACCGUCGUAGCAGCAACAGUUCCCCCAAAGGUUCCCCCUCCAAAAGAUCCAAAAGGGUGCCAAAAGCCACACAGCUCACGAUGCCCGCCGCCGCCUGGGAAAAGGCAGGCAGGCCAGUCAACGGCCAGUCCACAUGCGCUGCCUGCCAUGCUAUACAGUACCAGAUCUUCCCCCACUCUGCAUCGGUCUGGGGCAAAGCUGGGGCAUAUCGAGUUAGACUGCCCAUCCGUACCUUAAUAACGAUGCCCGUCGUCCACCCUCCGCACAACGAAUGACGAGCGAUCGAAACAAUUGUUGCGCCAAUCAUCAUGCGCGUUAAAUUUGACAAGUUAAAGGUAUUCCAGAAAACCGUAUCCUGAUCCUUUAGCGCCAUUCAAUUAAUGGCAUAAUAAGAAGCUUCUCG